Orbicella faveolata is the source of this 3103-nucleotide messenger RNA. Its product is annotated as nuclear receptor subfamily 2 group E member 1-like. The record is from RefSeq and is a predicted model, not a curated record. Gene Ontology annotation, molecular function: DNA-binding transcription factor activity; zinc ion binding; sequence-specific DNA binding. Lineage: Eukaryota; Metazoa; Cnidaria; Anthozoa; Scleractinia; Merulinidae. Gene Ontology annotation, biological process: regulation of DNA-templated transcription.
AAAUACGUGAUGUGAAAUAAAAUUAAGCUUCGCCACGGAUUUCUCUGUAGUGUAACAUACUAUUAUCUGAUGAAUGAGACUGAUCCUUAGACCAAAAGAGGUCUGACACAUGAACCGCAAUCACCUUUAAAUGUCUAGCGAAAAAAUGUUUUUAUUACUCAUUGUUACAGAUUGUUUUGCCGAGCAACAUUUAAGAAUGUUAAUUUACGUUUUGGUUAGUCUCUGUUCUAGAUACAGCCGACAAUUUUAUCCAAACUUAUUAAAACUCUUCAUGACCGUUUUUUAAAAAAACCUGUCUGGCAAAUUUUGAAAGUCUCUUCGACAGAGUUAUUAUUUUUUUUAAUAGUAAUUAUGAUCAAAAUUGCACAGCAUUUAUUUUACGCGAUCUUUUCGUUUUCGAAAAUUUGAAAACUGUAAAUUAAAAAAAAAAAAUAGAACGUUUCAAUGGAGUUUAAUUGUAUUCUCAGUGUGUAAAGUUAAGUUUGACCAAAAAUUGAUAAUAAAAAAUAAACUAGGAAAAAAGCCAACAAAAUUUGUGCCCUCACUGUCGGAAGUCGCGUCCAUUUUACUCAACAUGUACCGCGAAAACUAAACAAACCCUAAAGGUCUAUAGAAACCGUUCAAGUAUUUUUAGAAUUUCAAAUUGCUUCAUAAAUUUGAAAUAAAUUGAAGAAUGGCAGUAAAAAAAUUUGAAUGGCUAAUUCAGAUUCAGUUGGAUUCGUUUCAGUACUCAGCCAAAUUCUCACACGCUUUCUCUCUUUUCAGCCGUUCAACACGAGCGUGCACCACGCUCCUCGCAAGUUGUGCCAAUGGUUCCCGCGCGUUCAGUGCUUAGCAGCGCUUAUGAGCAGCCUUCAUCACGCCCUAUUCCAGAACCACAAUUCAGUUAUCUCAAAAGCGAUCCCGGGGAUAGACCACAGAGUCAAAGCAGCCCAGAAGCCGACAUUGAUCACAGCAGGUCCAACGAGCUUCCACGCUUUUCUCCUCCAGCUCCCCAGUCACCCUACCACGGCCAGAAUAACAACCAGUCACCAGACUCCUCAAAAAAGCGCGGAUUUCUGUCGAUAGCAAGUAUGAUUGAAACAAGAGACAACACAGCCCAGCCUUCCCCAAGUAAAGCUCACUCCAGUCCCAGUCAAGCAACAGAGGACUCAAGUGACAGAACGCCAAUGGUAUAUCAACCCUCACCGGAGUCUGUAUAUGAAUCAGCCGUGCAAUUACUGUACAUGUCGGUCACCUGGGCGAGGAACAUACCAACAUUUCUGGACCUUCCAUUCCGUGAUCAGGCUAUCUUGUUGGAGGAGGGCUGGAGUGAGCUGUUUGUUCUGAGCGCAGCCCAGUUCUCUCUGCCAGUGGACAUGGGUCCUCUUCUCUCCGCAGCUGGUCUGCAAGUGGACAAAGCUCCUACUGAUAAAAUAGUCGCAGGAAUGGCGGAUAUUCGUCUCUUGCAGAAUGUUGUGGCAAGAUUCAAGCGAGUACAGAUUGACUCUACUGAAUAUGCCUGUUUAAAAGCCAUCGUACUCUUUAAACCAGACCUACGUGGCCUCAGAGCGCCUCACAUGGUAGAGAGGCUUCAGGAUCAAGCGCAAGCCAUGCUGGGAGAAUACUGCCGCAGCCACAGUCCUGAUCAACAAGUUCGAUUCGGUAAACUGCUGCUAAUGCUUCCGUCUUUGCGAUCAGUCAGUCCGAAGAUGAUCGAAGAUUUGUUUUUCCGCGGAGCUCUUGACAACGUCCCUAUUGAGCGAAUGCUGUGCGAUAUGUUUAAGUCAAGUUAAGUCGACGACUGGUGACUGGUACAUGAAGGCCUGCGUGAACUGUCAUUUCACCAGGCUCAUUGUAUAUACUUAUAACUAUUAAAAUAAUGCUUAGAACAUUUUUGAUAUAGAUUUUCGGACGAAGUUAAUCCGAGCACUAAAUUGACCAUCCUCGACGUUUUGCACUAUUGCAGUCGUUAAUUCACGGCUCAAAUUAAAUGAUAAUUAAUGGAACCUAUCAAAAUAUUAUGAUACCACAGAACUAGAGUCAUAGAUAAGGUUAGCUGCAGUCUUUACAUUAGGGCAUAGAAAAUAUAGGUUAUAACUUAUAACGUGUAAAAAAUAUCAUUGUAGUUUCUAGUAUUUCGAGUCUGUUAUAUUUCUUUUGUAAGAACAAAGGUCAGUUUUUUGUUUUUUUGGUAUUUGGCUAGAAUUAACCUUGAUCUUGUUGUUUUGUACAGAUUUUUAUUUGUCGGAAACGGUGAUUUCUCGCGGGAAAAGAACUGUGUCAGACACAACGGUGUAGUACUUAAAAAGACUGGGAUCUAAUAUUUUACCAAGGACUCUCGCUUCCGCUGGUCACCGCUGACCAGUAAGUGAAGGUCGCUAAAACUUCCGUUCAGUUGAGCUGUAAACGGUCUUUGGUCAGCAAAUAAUUAUAUAGAAUAACGUUUUAUUUCUAGAUGACAUUUUCAUAGUUUUUGCAUGGCAACAAACUGAGUAAAAUAUGUAGAAGUAAUUUUAUAGUUUUGGACUUCUAGCAUGUGUAAUAAUGUACAUAUUUAUACUGUAUUUAAAAUGAACAAUUGGGGGAAGCAUCUAUCAAAUAAGAUGCAAUUUUUCAGCAAUUUAACUAACAUUUCGAAACUUUUCAGUUGUCUGUCAACUUUGUUGUUUCUGAUAUAUGUUUUUCUUUUCUGCUUUUCGUAUUUGAGUAACCAAACAGACCAGCAAAGAAUGAGUUAAUAGGUUCCAUGCAACUAAUUAUUUUAAAGUGGAGUAAUAUCAAAUGAGGUUGAAAAUGUAAAUAUAUUGUGUUUUAGAAAGGGAAACCUGGGGCAGUCGUGAAAAAUAAUUACGUUUGCUUUUUUAAAAUCAUUUUUAUCCCUUAGUAUCCUUUCGUAAAUAUUCUACAGAAUUUUGAGUAUCCUAAAUUUUUGAUAGUUUAAUUUAUACAAAAGCUUUCGAUAUUUGUUUAAACUAAAAUAUAUCUCCUUUCAUAUUUGUCUACUUGUACCAAAGGAGUUUUAAUCCUAAACCUGUAAAAACAAAAUUUUCUAGGAUACUUGGAGGACAAAAAUGCUUGUAGAAAUUUAUACUAUUUAAAUUAAAAUCUUCUACUCAACUUG